UCCGUUAAAACGAGCCCGGGCCCCUCAACUCUCCCCCACGUCCCUCGCCGCCGCGCCGCAUCGCCUGCCUCUCUACCACGCGGACAUCGCGCCGCCGCCGCCGCAGCAUUUAGUACUGGGCUAUGCCGUCAGCCGUCGUGGUCCGCCGCAUGCGCGAACGGUCGCAGUCGCCGCCGCCGCCGGCAGGGGAGUUCGAUUCCGCGCGGCGCACGAGGCCGCGGCUGGAGGAGGAGGGGGAGCGCGGCCGCGGCGGGAAGGGUCGGGCGGCUAAGCCGUCGUCGCCAGGAGGAGGGUCCGGUUCCGCGUCGCGCGAGUGGGUGCGGAUCGCGGAGGGGGAGGAGGACCGCGGUCGAGGUCGCGGCGGGAUGGAGGGGCGGGAGGGGACGGCGGCGGCGCUGCCCGAUGAUUUGCUGCUCGAGGUGUUCAAGAGGUUGCCGCCCGUGACCGACAUCGUCCGCUGCGCGGCGGUGUGUCGCCGCUGGCGGCUGCUCGUAUCCGGCGCCGGCGGGCUCCCCGCGCCGCCUCCGUACUUCGGGUUCUUCCGCAACUACGGCCCGUCCCCGCUGCCCCCGUUCGUCCCUACAGCCGGCGUCGGCCUCUACCUCGGCGCGCUCCCGGUGUCGCGGGCUUGCGGUGCCCUCCUUGUCGACUGCCGCGGCCGGCGCCUCCUCCUCCGCGAACUCGGCGCCGGGUCGGCGAGAGAGCUCAAGCUCCUCGUCUGCGAUCCGCUGAGGAAGACGUCCGUGCUCCUGCCCUCCCGCUUCGUCGCCGGGCACCAGGUGGCCUGCUGCGCGCUCCUACCUGGGGAAGGCACCGCGUUCCGCGUCGUCGUAGUGCUCUUCGGCGCUGCUCCCGCCCAUUUCGACAUCCUGGUUUACUCUUCCGCCGCCUCCGCAUGGGAGCCGGCCACCGGAGUUCUCGGCAAGUCCCUGAACCCUCGGCAAGGCCCGACGGUCGUCAUCGGCGACGUCGUGUACAAGCUUCAGAGCGAUGACAAGUACAUCAUGGCGGUCGACGCGGCCGAGAUGACGCUCUCGGCGGUGCCAUUGCCCAACACCGGGAUGCUCCUGUACUCCGGGAACCACUGGAUCGGUAAGACAGGGGAAGGCCGCCUCUGCUUCUUCGCUCUCCGGGAGCAGCUCGUUCUUGCGAAGUGGGUCCUCGAAUCGCCGGGGAAAUGGGUGGAGCGGCCGGCUGUGGACCUGCGGGUGCUGAUGGAGCCAGCCACCGUCGGCGACCUCUCCCUCAUGAAGCUUUCGGCGAAAAUCUCCGACCAGCUGCGCGGUUGCAAGCUCGUGAGCUUCGGUGGCUUCUGCGAGGGCACCGGCGCGCUGUUCUUCGUCAUGGCCGACUGGGUUGUGGCGCUGGACCUCACGACGCGGAAGUUUGUGAGGCUAUGGCGCAACACCGACGAGUUGAGGCCGCUCGGCGACGUUUUCCCGGUCGAGAUGAUGGUUUGGCCGCCGGCGCGCCUCAACGAUCUUUAGCAAGAUGGAACGAGGCAGAAGGUGUUCGACGAAAUGUCAGAUUGGUGAUCGGUUGGAUAGAAGGUGCUUUUGCUGUAGGCCUGUAGCGAUGGAAGGAUCACAAAUUCACAUCUCCGUUUUCUCAUUUGUUAAUUGCCACAAUUAUUAUUCAAAAAGUGAUUAACAGUGUGAAGCAUUUCACCUGAUCAUAUGGAAUCUUCUCAAGAUUUUUUUUUGUUUCACUUAGCUUUGGGACUUCUCGUUGUUGA
Messenger RNA from Oryza brachyantha (malo sina), 1735 nucleotides. RefSeq lists its product as uncharacterized. The record is from RefSeq and is a predicted model, not a curated record. Gene Ontology annotation, molecular function: protein binding. NCBI's taxonomy places the organism in Eukaryota, Viridiplantae, Streptophyta, Magnoliopsida, Poales, Poaceae. Bases 123 to 1487 code for a protein of 454 amino acids. The transcript has a single exon.